AUGGCUUACAACAACAUGAGAGGUAGGUCCUCUGUUGUGGUAUUAAAUGACUUUUAUAUGGACUUUAUUGAGGAGCAUGACAAGUUUUACCUAGCUUUCAGUUUCUUUGAUCUCAUGGAAUAUGACAGGGCAGCCCUCUCUGUCCAAGGCUGUAAGAACAAAAAAGCAUACUAUCUUCACAUGUAUGGCAGGUACCUGGCUGAUGAAAAGAGAAAAUUAGACAAUGCUCCGGAUUCAUUUGGUCCUCCAGACAAAUUAGAGAAUGGACACCUUAAAACUCUGAAAACAGAACUAGCCAAGAAGUAUGCCAUCACGGAACUGGAUGGAUUCUGUAUCUAUCUGUAA
Messenger RNA from Magallana angulata, 345 nucleotides. Its product is annotated as cell division cycle protein 23 homolog. NCBI's taxonomy places the organism in Eukaryota, Metazoa, Mollusca, Bivalvia, Ostreida, Ostreidae. Gene Ontology annotation, cellular component: anaphase-promoting complex. The record is from RefSeq and is a predicted model, not a curated record. Bases 1 to 345 code for a protein of 114 amino acids. Gene Ontology annotation, molecular function: protein binding. The transcript has 2 exons.